AUGUCAUGUUGCUUAAUCUUGAUAUUUUCUAUGCUCAUUAUUGUUCUUUUCAUUUUCUCUUACAAAGUCCACAAAAUCAAGUCCAGAUUAAAAAUGGAGGCUAAAGAUUUCAAGGCUUCUUUUAUGCAAAAAUCUCUGUUCACCUCUGAAGUUAAAAAUGAAUCAAGGCCUAUUUAACAGCAAUUUAGCAGAGCUUAAAGCGAUGUCGAUGUGAACAAUAUAAAUAAAGAAAUAUUCAGGCAAAGAUCCACAUUUGCAUAAUCUAUUCACAAUCUAAGAAAAGACAGUAAUAAGAAGAUAUUAGAUCAAAAUUAUAUGCAGGAAAGAUCUCUAACCAUAAAAAGACAGCAAUCUAACCUGAAUGAUAUGGCAAGCACAGAUUCAAACAAUCAAGCUAUAAGCAAGUCAGGUAAUAGCUAAACUACUACUUAGAAUCAAAUUGGAAUAAACAAAACUCUUAAUUCACAGUCUAAUUAAAGCACCAUAAACAACAGCCAUUUACCUCAAUAAUGA
This is a messenger RNA of Stylonychia lemnae, 513 nucleotides long. The record is from the annotation of a GenBank genome assembly. Lineage: Eukaryota; Ciliophora; Spirotrichea; Sporadotrichida; Oxytrichidae.